AUGUACUCUGCCUCGAAACAUGCUCUACACGGAUUUUUUGGUUCCUUACGGAGUCAGUUCAUCGCUCUGAAACAGAAUGUUGUCAUCACCAUGUGCACUUUAGGAUAUAUAGGUACAGAAAGUGCCAUAAAGGAACUACAAAACUCUGGAUCCGACAUGAUGUUGAGGAUCGUUAAUCCAGCAUCACCGGAAGACACCGCUCGGGCAAUUGUGGCCGCCAGUGCCAGGAGAGACCAAGAGUUGUAUUACCCCAGUGUUACAGUUAGAGCUACAGUACUAUUACGAAGUUUAUUUCCACAGACCAUUGAUGCCUUUAUGAGGUUUAUUAGUUCUGCUAACCACAAGUGA
Messenger RNA from Candidula unifasciata, 348 nucleotides. The record is from the annotation of a GenBank genome assembly. Lineage: Eukaryota; Metazoa; Mollusca; Gastropoda; Stylommatophora; Geomitridae.